AUGGCUGACAGGCGAAAAUUACAAGGUGAGAUCGAAAGAUGCUUAAAAAAAGUGAGUGAAGGAGUUGAAACGUUUGAAGAUAUUUGGCAUAAGCUCCACAAUGCAAUCAACAGCAAUCAGAAGGAGAAGUAUGAGCAAGACCUUAAGAAGGAAAUCAAGAAACUCCAGAGGCUCCGAGAUCAGAUCAAAACAUGGGUGGCCUCCAGUGAUGUAAAGGACAAACAAGUUUUGACUGACAACCGGAAGCUAAUAGAAAUGCAAAUGGAAAGGUUUAAGAUUGUUGAGAAGGAGACAAAGACAAAAGCUUAUUCCAAAGAAGGUCUUGGUGCUGCAGCCAAAAUGGAUCCAGUCACAAAAGAGAAAGGGGAAAUCAUUAACUGGUUAUCUCAUUCUAUAGAGAGCUUGAAUAUGCAACUUGACAAGUUUGAAAGUGAAUUGGAGACAUUAGUUGCAGGGUCCAAAAAGAAAAAACUUGACAAAGAGAAAAAUGAUCGAUAUGAAGAGUUGCGACAAUGGCAGGACAAACACAAGUUUCACAUACAGCGGCUAGAGCGGAUUAUGCGGAUGGUAGACAAUGAUGCAUUACCUCUCGACCAGAUAAGAAAGAUCAAAGAUGAUGUUGAAUAUUAUGUGGAAUCUAACCAAGACCCAGACUUUGAAGAAAAUGAAUAUUUGUAUGAUGAUUUAGAUCUUGAAGAUCGGGGCACUGGCAUGUUAGCAACGACACCACCUGAGAAUGAUGAACUAGAGAAGUUAUCCAGCACACCUACUUCAACAAAUUCUAAUUCUCCUUCUCCUAGUCCAAGUCUAACUGUCAACCAUUCCAAGGAUAAGAGUGAAGAUUCUGAAAGAAAAAGGCACAAAUCACUAACAGAUGAUAAAAAUAAAAAUAGUCAAACCUCCACCUCCACAACUACACCUUCAUCUUCGUCUAUAUCAAAAGUACCCAACACCCCAACAAAACAAGUGCUUAGUAAUGCAACAAUAGCUAAUUCCGUCACCAGUAAUCAUUUGACGACGACAACAACCCCACCACCACAGACUCCAUAUGCAGCAGCUGCAGGUGGUCAACAGUCCAACAGUACAGAUGUGAAAAAUCAAGUGAACUCCCUUGAUCAUUCUUCUUUGAACAGUUCCAAUUCAAACAAUGGAAACAGUUCUUCUGUUCCAGUUCCUUCAUCCAAUCUAAUAACUGCUACUACUGUCAGCAACAAUACUAUUGCAACAAACUUUGUUGGCAAUCCUUCUGUAGCAGCCACAGCAGCUCAAGGCCCACCAAGAGGCACACCAUCGCCAUUACCCAAUGCAACUUUACCAGUUAGUUCAGGGACACUUAUUACAUCUUUAUCAUCAUCAGUAUCCUCUAUGGCAUUAAUCUCUUCCUCGACAGCAAAUACUACUAACAGUAGUAGUGUAGGUGUUGGGAGUGCAGGCACAGCCAGUGCUACUUCUAAUAUGGCUGGUAAAAAAUCUGAAUCUGUUAUCUUGAAUGGUCCUCUCAAUGCUGUUGGGCCCUCUUUGAAUAAGCUGCAAGCCACUUUCCAGCAGCUAAAUCCUCCCCAAGCUGCAGAUUACUCAAAUAGCUAUAUCCCUGAUUCUUUGGGUUCUUUAAAGUCAAUGGCCCAGCAAGCAGUAGUGAGUGCAGGCCUGGAAAACCAUAUACCAACUUCAGAAGCAUCAACAGCUGAGAAAGUAAUUUUUGAGAAUGCAACCUCAACUCCACCAACAACACAGGCACCACCUCAGCAUGGCGUGUCUUCCCAAGAAGCAGCAUUACCGCCCCAGACAACAACAAUACACUUAAAUCCUAUAUUAGGAGUGGCACCAUUGGGGCCUUCAGCACUAACAAAAGAAAAUUAUUACCAGCUUACGAUGUUGGAGGCAGCUUUUAAUCAUUUACCACACCCAUCAGAUUCUGAAAGGUUACGGCAGUAUUUACCACGCAACCCUUGCCAGACUCCAUCAUAUUAUCCUCAAAUUCCACCUCAACAUGCAGAUACUGUAGAAUUUUUUCAACGACUCUCCACAGAAACAUUAUUCUUCAUUUUUUACUACAUGGAGGGUACCAAAGCUCAAUAUUUGGCAGCAAAAGCCUUGAAAAAGCAAUCCUGGAGGUUCCAUACAAAGUAUAUGAUGUGGUUUCAAAGGCACGAAGAGCCUAAAACUAUUACAGAAGAUUAUGAACAGGGCACAUAUAUUUAUUUUGAUUAUGAGAAAUGGGGCCAACGGAAGAAAGAAGGAUUCACAUUUGAGUACAGGUACCUAGAAGACCUCUUUUACUCCCCCCUCCCCAUUCUCUCCCAUCAUCCAGUCUCAGAAUACCUUUUCUUUUCUUUUUCUCCCCAAUUCUCUCAAUUCUAA
Molecule: messenger RNA, 2361 nt
Organism: Acanthosepion pharaonis
Lineage: Eukaryota; Metazoa; Mollusca; Cephalopoda; Sepiida; Sepiidae
Source: the annotation of a GenBank genome assembly